CGCUGACGUAAGAGAUCCAAUAUCCCCACUACCUUAGUCAAUAGAACUGUCCAAGGUAUCAAAGUCCGUGACGAAGAAAUCGCCACGACAGUCCGUUUCUUCCUUUCGAGAAGAACCAGUCUGUGAAAAUGAAAGUGCUAAUUUUUGCCGCUAUAGCGGUAUUCUGCGCCCAACCGGCGCUCAGUGUUGACACACACGAGCACAACAAAGUUGUGUGCUAUUGGAACAGCACGGCUUUCAACCGACAGGGGCCAGGAAAGUUCCAGUUGGAUGAUGUUCGAUCAGCCCUAUCCCUCUGCACACAUUUGAUCUAUGGGUUUGCAGGAAUUAAUACAGAGACAUUAGAAGUUGUUCCUUUGAAUCAAAAUUUGGACACUGGAGUUGGAUAUUCUUACUACAAACUUGCCACACAACUAAAGAAAGGCUUCCCAGAUCUGAAGAUCUACCUUAGCAUUGGUGGUAAUGCUGAUCCUGAGGAUGACACUCACAAGUAUCUUGUUGUUACUGAGACGGCAGAAUCAAGGUCCAAGUUCAUUAACUCAAUCAACCGUCUUCUCAAUGAUUAUGACUUUGACGGAAUCGACCUGGCUUGGCAAUUCCCACCUGUGAAAGUCAAGAAAGAACGUAGUACAUUUGGAUCAAUCUGGCAUGGCUUGAAGAAGACCUUUGGUUAUGGUAAAUUCAAAGAUGACAAGGAGCAGGAGCAUCGUGAUGGCUUUACCAUCUUGGUUCGUGACCUGAAAGCUCAACUCAGACCAAGAAUGAAGGCUCUAACUAUUGCUGUACUUCCUCAUGUUAACAGUAGUAUUUACUAUGACGCGAGACUGCUGGCACCCAACAUCGAUGCCGUGCACCUGUUUACUUUCGACCAAAAAACGCCAGAACGUAAUCCACAGGAAGGGGAUUAUCCAGCACCCAUUUAUGAGAGUUAUGGACGUGUUCCCCAAGACAACGUUGAUGCCACAACCAGUAUUGAUUCUGUUUCAAGGUACUGGCUCGAGAACGGUACUCCAGGCUCGAAAAUAGUCGUGGGAAUCCCAACAUACGCUAGGACAUGGAAGCUCACGUCUGAUAGUCAAAUAUCAGGGGUGCCACCUAUAGUCACCGAUGGUCCGGGAGCCGAAGGACCACACACAAACACGCCAGGACUUCUUUCGUACGCUGAGGUGUGCUCCAGGCUGACAGAAUCCGCUGUGGGUCGUUUGAGACGUGUUGGUGAUCCAUCCAAGAAAUAUGGCGGCUAUGCCUUCCAAUCUUACAAUGAGAACACUGGAAAUGACGGAAUCUGGGUCGGUUAUGAGGAUCCCGACACGGCUGGCAAUAAGGCUGCCUACGCCAAGGCGAAAGGUUUGGGUGGUGUUCUUAUCUACGACUUGUCCUUGGACGACUUCCGUGGUGUCUGCACCGGAGACAAGUACCCUAUUAUCAGGGGCGCCAAAUACAAGCUAUAAGAAGUUAUUAAAGACUAUUUGAUGGACACUGAAAGAGUCGAAGGUGGCCAAUUUUGGCACAGCUGUAUAAGCAUAAGUUGUGUUAGAUCUGUUUUUUAAUUAAGGCCGCGCCUAAAAAAUGUAUUUCCCAAUCUUUUUGAAAUUUCGACCCUAAAUGACCACUUGAUUUUCACGCAUUUGCUUCGUGUUUUUUAUAUUCUUCACGUAGCUCUAGUUUUUCGUAUGUGCUAUUUUUCGUGAUAUGUUAAGUAUUUGAAAAAAGUGCUGUAUCAGAAGCGUUGUAUCGAGAAUAAAGAUGAAAUAGUUUGGCGACUAA
Molecule: messenger RNA, 1767 nt
Organism: Bombus pascuorum
Lineage: Eukaryota; Metazoa; Arthropoda; Insecta; Hymenoptera; Apidae
Gene: Idgf4
Product: chitinase-like protein Idgf4
Exons: 6
Coding region: 129-1451 (440 amino acids)
Biological process (GO): chitin catabolic process; carbohydrate metabolic process
Cellular component (GO): extracellular region
Molecular function (GO): chitin binding
Source: RefSeq, a predicted model, not a curated record